This is a messenger RNA of Cornus florida, 2246 nucleotides long. RefSeq lists its product as uncharacterized. The coding region runs from base 342 to 1655 and encodes 437 amino acids. Lineage: Eukaryota; Viridiplantae; Streptophyta; Magnoliopsida; Cornales; Cornaceae. The transcript has 2 exons. The record is from RefSeq and is a predicted model, not a curated record.
GUGCGUGACCCCAUGACCAACAUUAUUACAAAAUAACAGUUAGUGAGAGAAAGUAGAGCGAGAAAGAAGAUAGACAUAUAGAUAUAGAGAGAGUGUGUGUUUGAUUCUCGUUUCAUUUAUAAGUCACAGUUUUCUUGUUACUUCCUCUCUCUAUCUCUCUCUACAUUUCGCUCGAAUUUCAUGUGAUUACCGUUUUCCGAUCAGGUCUCCGACUAACCUCGCCGGAAAAAAACUCAUCGUUUUCCGGUAAUCUACGACCGCCGUGUAGCCGGAAUUUGGCACUAAUCGUCGCCGGAAAAGGUCGGGUGUUGAAAACUAGGGUAUCGUGAUCGAGAUUCAAUAUGAGCACCGUACAUAAUAGCGUGGAGACCAUAAACGCCGCAGCGACUGCGAUAGUGACUGCUGAGAGUCGUGUACAGCCAACCACAGCUCAGAAGAGAAGAUGGGGAAGCUUCUGGAGUCUAUACUGGUGUUUUGGGUCUUGCAAACACAGCAAACAAAUUAGUCACGCUGAACUCGUUCCUGAACCAACAGUGCCUGGAGCUGCAGCCCCUCCUGUCCCUGAUAAUCUGAAUCACUCAACCACCAUAGUACUACCCUUCAUUGCUCCUCCCUCUUCUCCUGCAUCUUUUCUGCAAUCAGAUCCUCCCUCCACCACACAAUCACCAGCUGGAUUACUCUCCCUUACUUCGCUCUCUGUUAAAGCCUGCUCCCCUGGUGGACCUGCCUCCAUUUUUGCCAUUGGCCCUUACGCGUACGAGACCCAGCUAGUUUCACCCCCUGUAUUUUCUACCUUAACUACUGAACCAUCCACUGCUUCUUUCACUCCCCCACCUGAACCUGUGCAACUGACAACACCUUCAUCACCAGAUGUACCGUUUGCUCAACUUUUGACAUCAUCGUUGGCCCGCACUCGAAGGAACAGUGGGACCAAUCAGAAGUUCUCAUUAUCCCAAUAUGAGUUCCAGCCUUAUCAGCUAUACCCAGAAAGCCCAGUUAGCCACCUCAUAUCACCAGGCUCAGCAAUUUCAAAUUCAGGCACCUCUUCUCCUUUUGCUGAUAAACGCCCUAUUAUUGAACUUCGCAUGGGGGAAGCUCCCAAGAUUUUUGGCUAUGAACAUUUUUACGUUCGUAAGUGGGGUUCGAGGCUAGGUUCUGGAUCUUUGACUCCAAAUGGUGGAGAACCUGCCUCACGAGACAGUUUACUUUUGGAUAGCCAAAUAUCUGAGGUAGCAUCACUCGCCAACUCAGAGAAUGGAUCUCAAAAUGGUGAAAUUGUAAUUGAUCACAGAGUCUCAUUUGAGUUGACCAGUGAUAAUGUUCCAACUUGUAUGGAAAAGGAUCGCCUCUCUUCACUUGAAACUGUAUCAGAAUCUCUACAUGAUAUAGCAUCUGAAAAAACUACCAAAAGAGAAGAGAAUGCAAAGACCACAGAGAAUUGUAGUGAAUGCCGUGUUGGGGAAGCUUUGGAUGAAAUACAAAGGAAAGCUUCAGGAGACGUGGAGGAAGAGCUGUGCCAUCGAAAACACCGUUCCAUCACAUUGGGGUCUAUUAAUGAGUUCAACUUCGACAACACUAAGGGAGAAAUCUUAGACAAGGCCCCCAUUAGCUCCGAGUGGUCUUUCCACCCAAUACUGCAGCCAGGGCUCAGCUGAGACCAAGUACAGGCAACAUAGCUUCCGUCACCUCAAUGGGGCUGCAAACUCUCUCUGCAGAAACUUAAACAAAUCAUGAAUCAGAUGUAAACUACAAGUAAUGCAAUUUUGGAGAGAGAGAUUCGCGAGCCUGGAAUUGAAUAUAUAUGAAUGGAUGGCACUGCUUAGCCUGAAAAGUGCAGGUAUUUGUAUAUCUGUCACAUUGCAGAGGGGAUCAUUUAUGUGAGUCCCUUUUUAGGUUUGUUUUCAAUGUUUCUUCUCCUGAUGUAUACAGUAAAAUGGAUUCACAAACAGUUCUAUUGUGAAUUCAUCAUUUCCGUGUGAAUAAGGACAAAGUUGAUAUUUUUUGGGGGGUGCAAGGACGGAAAAAAAAAAAAAAAAAAUUUGCACCAUUUUUCCGCGUUAGGGAUUAAGCAAUCUGUUGUCGAUACAGAACUCUGUCCAAGUGCUGUUGGAGCAAAAUGGUUGUCGUUGUCGUUGUCGUUGUUGUUGUUGUUGUUGCUGCUUUGUAAUAUUACAUUUUCCAUUAAGAGGAUCAGUCUGGUUGUAAAUAAAAACUUAUAUUCCAACUUCUCUGUCCUUUUUCUCUAA